ACUCGUGCCUUGCUGCACAUUACCUUCCUUCACAACACUUCGACGUACAGAGCCUGUCCACCGCCCUUCUUCGACUUGCUUCAGAUCUCACAUCGCUGGUCGCUAACCAUUCACUUACUCCACACCAACAACAAACAAGCACCAACACCGUCAACAUGCGCUUCACUGCCCUCUUUGCCGUCAUGGCCGCCAGCGCCGCCGCUGCGCAGGAGUACGAAGUCCCCGGCGAGGAGACCACCACUCUCACCGCUACCACCACUCACACCAUCACCAUCACCGAGUGCGCUCCCGACUACGCCGACUGCCCCCUCAACAAGCCCACCACCACCACCACCGUUGUUGAGGUCCCUCCCACCACCUCGGAGGUCAUCAUCCCCACGUCUGAGCCCGUCUACGAGACUCCCAUCAUCGAGACCCCCUCGCUGUCUCCCGUCCCUCCUCCUGUCGAGCCUCCCGUCGAGACCUCGUCGUCUAUCCCCCACUACCCCGUCUCCAACUCGACGACUCAUGCCGGCCCCACCGCUCCUCACACCACCACUCUCCUCCCCGUUCCUUCCACCGUUUCUGGCAACCUUCCCAUCGUCACCGAAACCGAGGCCGUCCCCGUUCCCACCACUCCCGGUGCUGCCGAGACCUCCGAGAUCCCUCAGGCCGCCGCCGCCGGUGUCUUUGUCCAGGGCGGCCUCCUCGCCAGCAUGGUCGCUCUUGGUCUUUUCGGCCUCUUUUAA
Verticillium dahliae VdLs.17 is the source of this 728-nucleotide messenger RNA. RefSeq lists its product as uncharacterized. Lineage: Eukaryota; Fungi; Ascomycota; Sordariomycetes; Glomerellales; Plectosphaerellaceae. The transcript has a single exon. The record is from RefSeq and is a predicted model, not a curated record. Bases 156 to 728 code for a protein of 190 amino acids.